Molecule: messenger RNA, 2114 nt
Organism: Diorhabda sublineata
Lineage: Eukaryota; Metazoa; Arthropoda; Insecta; Coleoptera; Chrysomelidae
Product: asparagine--tRNA ligase, cytoplasmic
Exons: 9
Coding region: 290-1942 (550 amino acids)
Biological process (GO): asparaginyl-tRNA aminoacylation
Cellular component (GO): cytoplasm
Molecular function (GO): ATP binding; nucleic acid binding; asparagine-tRNA ligase activity
Source: RefSeq, a predicted model, not a curated record
AUUCAAUUGGUUUAGUUGAAAUUGAUGGGAGUCUAUGACUUUUGAGAAGGUAACCUAUCUUUAAUGUGGCAUAUGUUCUCUAUAAUAUUUGCGUGCUAAUAGUAAUGCAUUUUCUUUUAUAAUUGUUAUAUGAUCUUUUGUAAUGGUAAUCUAGGAAUUCCACUUAUCAUAUAGAUUAUUAAUAAUCAGUAAUAUAUCGCAAUUUGCACUAUUUUCAAAUUUCAUCACUUUAAUUUAAGGUUUUGCAAACAUAAUAAUAAAAUAAUAUUGUUUUUAAAAUAUCAACACUAUGUCUGGAGAAAAUAAAGAACCCAUUUAUACAUCUGAGAAAAAUGGACAUGAUGAAAGUGGAGAUGGGACAGAACAAAAACCAUUUAAGACUAUAUUGCAAGCUAUGCGACAUGCUGGCUCUGAACCGUUUCCUAUAAUAUAUGUGGAUGGAAAAGAAGAUAUCAAAUAUGAACCAGCAGCUAAAUCCCAAUUGAAGAAAAUUCAGAAAAUUUGGGUUAGACAAAAUUACAAACAGGUUGAUAAAUCUAAAAAGGAAGAAGAAGAUGCUGAAAAACGAAGCAAAAAUUUGGAUGAUGCAAAAAAAAUAGUUAUUCAGGAAGAUGAAACAUUGCCUCAAGCAAAAAAGAUAAGAAUUUUUGAAGGAAAAAAUUAUAGGAAUCAAAGGGUGAAAGUUUAUGGCUGGGCACAUAGAAUUAGAAGACAAGGAAAAAAUUUGAUGUUUAUAACCCUAAGAGAUGGUACAGGAUUUUUACAAUCUGUUCUCAAUGAUAAACUGUGUCAAACAUAUAGUGCACUUAUUUUGCAAACAGAAUCUUCUAUAAUUUUAUAUGGAACUAUUAAAGAACUGCCCAAGGGAAAAACGGCUCCUGGAGGUCAUGAGCUUAUUGUAGAUUAUUGGGAAUUAAUUGGUUUAGCCCCACCAGGAGGAGCAGAUGCAAUUUUAAAUGAACAAGCUUUACCUGAUGUUCAGGCAGAAAAUAGACAUAUUGUGAUCAGAGGAGAAAAUACAUGCAACGUUCUUAGGAUACGCUCAGUUCUACUACAAGCAUUUCGAGAUCAUUAUACAAAUAGAGGUUACUGUGAAGUUACUCCACCUUCUAUAGUACAAACGCAAGUUGAAGGAGGAUCGACUUUAUUUAAAAUGGAUUACUUUGGAGAAGAAGCUUACCUUACUCAGAGUUCGCAGCUUUAUUUGGAAACAUGCCUGGCAUCUAUGGGGGAUGUUUAUUGUAUAGCAGAAAGUUUUAGGGCCGAACAAAGUAGAACCAGAAGACAUUUAGCUGAGUACACUCAUGUAGAAGCCGAAUGUCCCUUCAUUACAUUUGAUGAUCUACUAAAUCGCCUAGAGGAUUUAAUUUGUGAUGUAGUAGAUCGUGUUCUAAAAUCUCCUUAUGGUUACAUUGUCCAUGAACUCAACCCGAAUUUCAAAAUACCAGAGAGACCAUUCUUGAGAAUGAAUUAUGCUGAUGCAAUAGAAUAUCUCAAGGAGAAUAAUAUAACUAAAGAGGAUGGGUCAUUCUAUGAAUUUGGCGAGGAUAUACCUGAAAUGCCAGAAAGAAAAAUGACUGAUAAAAUUAAUAAACCUAUAAUGCUCUGUAGGUUCCCUGCUAACAUUAAGUCAUUUUACAUGAGCAAGUGUCCAGAAGACGCGAGGUUGACUGAAAGUGUUGACGUGCUAUUACCCAAUGUUGGAGAAAUCGUGGGAGGAUCGAUGAGGAUAUGGGAUUUAGAAGAGCUAUUAGAGGGGUAUAAACGAGAAGGAAUUGAUCCAGCACCAUAUUUCUGGUACACUGACCAACGUAAAUAUGGAACUUGUCCUCAUGGUGGUUAUGGCUUAGGACUGGAAAGAUUCAUAUGUUGGUUACUGAACAGAUAUCACAUUAGAGAAGUCUGUCUAUAUCCACGUUAUUUACAUCAUUGUAAACCUUGAAUAAUAUUUUUCAUCGUUUUUAAACAGCAUUUAUUAUCGCUGAAUUACUAGGCUUGUAUCAUUUUCUCCUGCUUUGAAUCUUUUUAUUUUGAAAUAUUUCAGAUUUUAUUAUUUUUUUCUUUCGUUACAUGAUCUUCACUAAAUAAAUUGAUAUAAAUGCUAGAAGUUUUAA